AUGCAGUUCGGUGCAGUUCAGGGCGGCUCAAUGCAAAUUCAGUGCGGCUCAGGGGUAGACUCAGGCCUGUUCAGUGCGGUUCAGGGUAAGCUCAGGGCGGCUCAGUGCAAUUCAGUGCAGUUCAGUGCAAUUCAGUGCAGUUCAGGGUAG
Messenger RNA from Pyricularia oryzae 70-15, 150 nucleotides. RefSeq lists its product as uncharacterized. Lineage: Eukaryota; Fungi; Ascomycota; Sordariomycetes; Magnaporthales; Pyriculariaceae. Bases 1 to 150 code for a protein of 49 amino acids. The record is from RefSeq and is a predicted model, not a curated record. The transcript has 2 exons.